Aspergillus homomorphus CBS 101889 is the source of this 1650-nucleotide messenger RNA. RefSeq names its product Zn(II)2Cys6 transcription factor domain-containing protein. The record is from RefSeq and is a predicted model, not a curated record. Gene Ontology annotation, biological process: regulation of DNA-templated transcription. NCBI's taxonomy places the organism in Eukaryota, Fungi, Ascomycota, Eurotiomycetes, Eurotiales, Aspergillaceae. The transcript is spliced from 3 exons. Gene Ontology annotation, molecular function: zinc ion binding; DNA-binding transcription factor activity, RNA polymerase II-specific. Bases 148 to 1650 code for a protein of 500 amino acids.
AAUCUCACUCUUGUAUAGUUACGAAUAAGCCUCAGUCUUCUCCACUGACUUGGGUCACCUCAGCCAUCUCGGAUCAAAAAAAUUUCACCUUGUCUUAAACCGACUGAGGGCAGACUUACGGGGCAAUCCAGGCCCCACUCGGGAAGCAUGGUUGGAGUCGCCGGAAAGUCCAAGGGUUGCAACACCUGUCGAGCACGGAAAAUUGCGCAAAGGCCGGCAUGUGCUCGAUGCACUCGAUCGAAUCGAGUGUGUGGCGGGUAUGAGCGGAACAGGGUUUUUGUCAUGAUACAGCCAGGGGCGAAGAAGAAACACGUCUAUCUCAAAUCUUCUCCCUCGCCGUCAGAGUCACCAACUGAGAUUCCUCCGAGCUCCGUCGAGACACUGACACCGGCACCUGCUGGGGACGAUCAAGCACUCUACUCAUUUACGGAGAGAGCACCAGCUUACAAGCUGCUCCAGAGGCAGAAUGAGAGCCAUAACCUGGUCUUGUCUUUUCUCGCCAAUUGUUUUCCAGCGGAGUGGUCUACAUCCCCUUCCAGAUCGUGGAUCACACUUCUGGCAGGCCUACCCACAGAAAUUAAAGCCCUGGAAGUAAGUAGUGCCGCCCUCGCAGCCGCAGCGGUGGGACACAAAUUCAACAACCCGGCAUUGGUCCACUACAGCCACAGCCUCUACACUCGAGGACUCCAGCAACUGCAGCAUGCGCUAUGGAAUCGCAGGCUUGCCCAGGACGAUGCAACUUUGGCUGCUUGCAUGGCUCUCAGUCUGUAUGAGGCAAUGGAAUGCCCGAAUGCCGGGUCAGAGGGGUAUUUCGGGCACUGCCAGGGCCUUCUUGCCUUGGUGGAAGCGCGUGGGAUUGAAGCCCACUGCUCCGGGCCCGGUCACCAAUUGUUCCUCGGUGUCCGAAUUCCAGGGAUAAUAUACGCUCUGGAGAACCACUCUUCAAGUUUUCUCUUCGACUCUCCGUGGAUGAAUCAACCCUGGGGUCAAACCCCGAAAACCUCCUUCACGCAGGUCGUCGAUUGUCUCGCGCAGGCGCCGGGGAUUCUCCAACGGGUCUUUCUCUUACCCAGUCUCAGCCCCAACCAACAAGCAGAGGCUUGUUUCCAGCUGAUCGCGGAAUGCUGGCAAAUCGACGAGCAGCUGGACACGAUCUACGCGGCGAUGCAGGAUGGCAGGUCGGACCUGCUCUACUGGCCAGUUGCCUCAAGCUAUCCCGCUCGGUCGACAGCUGGGCAUUGUGAGAACCUCUUCCCCUUUGUCUUUCAUUUUGCAGACUUCGAAACCGCAGCGACGCUCAUCCUGCUGUGGGCGGUGCGGGUCUUGCUGUGGUCGGGUUUGUGUAAUCUGUACAAUGGCAUGUUUCCGGAUUGCUGGAUGCUACCAGCUAAUAAGCCAGUGGGACCGCUUAGAGCCCUCGGUCAUCGGAGGGAGUAUAUCUCCAUGGCUAAGAAUGUCUGUCAAUCGGUCGAGUACCUGAUGCAGGAUGGAUUUCUGCUGGCGGGACCGCUAUCGGUUACCCCGGCGCUGGGGAUCGUGAUCGACAGUCUGCGGUAUCAGCCUGGACAUGCCGCGGUGGUUGCAUGGCUGCGGGCGGCUUUGGACCUUGUUCGGCAGAAGGGGUUGGGAGUGUUGGAGCAUAGUCGUUAG